Molecule: messenger RNA, 1457 nt
Organism: Chroicocephalus ridibundus (black-headed gull)
Lineage: Eukaryota; Metazoa; Chordata; Aves; Charadriiformes; Laridae
Gene: NIPSNAP1
Product: nipsnap homolog 1
Exons: 10
Coding region: 43-855 (270 amino acids)
Biological process (GO): sensory perception of pain
Cellular component (GO): mitochondrion
Source: RefSeq, a predicted model, not a curated record
CCCGCCCCUCCUCGGGCAGGCCCCGCCCCGCUGCGGGGGAAGAUGGCGGCGGCGCUGCGGCGGUUGCGGUGGGGCGGCGGCGUCCCCGGCGGAGCGCGGGGGUACUCGAGGGAUGCCGAAGGCAGCUGGUUCCGCUCCCUCUUCGUGCACAAGGUGGAUCCCCGCAAGGACGCCCAUUCCAACCUCCUCUCCAAGAAGGAAACCAGCAACCUCUACAAGAUCCAGUUUCACAACGUGAAGCCGGAGUGUCUGGAGGCCUACAACAGCCUUACAGAGGAGGUGCUGCCCAAGCUCCACUCGGACGCCGACUACCCCUGCGACCUGGUGGGCAACUGGAACACAUGGUAUGGCGAGCAGGACCAGGCAGUGCACCUCUGGCGCUUCUCGGGGGGGUACCCGGCCCUCAUGGACUGCAUGAACAAGCUCAAGCAGAAUAAGGAGUACCUGGAUUUCCGCAAGGAGAGGAGCCGGAUGCUGCUGUCCCGCAGGAACCAGCUGCUCCUGGAGUUCAGCUUCUGGAACGAGCCCCUGCCCCGCCAAGGACCCAACAUCUACGAGCUGAGGACCUACAAGCUGAAGCCAGGGACCAUGAUUGAAUGGGGCAACAACUGGGCUCGGGCCAUUAAGUACCGGCAGGAGAACCAGGAGGCGGUCGGCGGGUUCUUCUCCCAGAUCGGGGAGCUGUACGUCGUGCACCACCUCUGGGCCUACAAGGACCUGCAGUCCCGGGAGGAGACGAGGAACGCGGCCUGGACGAAGAGGGGCUGGGACGAGAAUGUGUACUACACGGUGCCGCUGAUCCGGACCAUGGAGUCGCGGAUAAUGAUUCCCCUCAAGAUCUCACCCCUGCAAUGAGCGGGGGGUGUCCACGCCAGGGGUCUGCCUGCGCCCCAGGGCGGGGGGCUCGCUCCCUGCCUGUGCCUCGGCCCUGCUGGGGAAGGGCUGGGGGGGGGGGGGUGUCUCUGCUCCGCCGCAGCGCCCAGCUCUCCUUCCCUCCUCCACUCCAAUAUGAGGGGCUCUGUGGGGGAUGAGAGCGGGGAGGGGUCUGCAGCCGGGAGCCCCCCACCCUGCAGCAAGUCCCCCAGAGGGGUAGGGGAUGGCGCUGCCCGGGGAGGGGCUGGGCAGGCUGCGGAGGUUGGGGGGGGUAUGUCUUAAUUAUUCCUGAUGGGACCAGUGGGUGCCUUUGCUGCCAAUUAAAUAUUUAAUAUGCCAAAACCUGGCCUUCUCUGGGGGGAGGGAGGGGCGUCUGGGGGUGCUCGGCCCCCCAGGACAAGGAGCAGACCCCUCACCCUUGUGUUGCCCAGGGGGACACCCCGCUCUGUGCCAUUGGUGCCCCCUGCACCGAGGGGGGGGACACCCUGCAGCAAAAGACCCCCACCCCUGGGUGCCCCGAUACACCGAGGUUCCCCCCCAAGCUCCUGUUUGCCCCCAGCGCCACUGGGGACCCCAUACCAUGC